Messenger RNA from Cajanus cajan (pigeon pea), 3432 nucleotides. Lineage: Eukaryota; Viridiplantae; Streptophyta; Magnoliopsida; Fabales; Fabaceae. The record is from RefSeq and is a predicted model, not a curated record.
CCUCCGUUUGUACCUUUUGCUCAGAUUAUAUAUAAGUGGCUUCCCUAAACUUGAUGCAUCCUUCUUUCUCCUUCGUUUCCGAACCCUGAACCUGCCAUAGCCAAAGCAAUAGGUUAGGACAUGAGAUACACAUAGCAGCCAAAACGCAGCGUUUGGGAACUGACACAUCGCUUCGCACGCUUGUUGAAAGAAUGGGCACUGUUCGAAAGCUGAUGGUGGAGGUCGUGGACGCUCACAACCUGGUCCCCAAGGACGGGCACGGAAGCUCGAGUCCCUACGUGGUCAUUGACUUCUAUGGUCAGCGGAAGAAGACUCGGACCUUGGUUCGCGACCUGAACCCGGUCUGGAACGAAACGCUGUCGUUCAACGUGGGCGCGCCCUCCAACAUCUUCGGCGACAUGCUCGAGCUCGACGUUUACCACGACAAGAACCACGGCUCCACGCGCAGGAACAACUCCCUCGGCCGCAUCCGCCUCAGCUCCACGCAGUUCGUCAAGAAAGGCGAAGAGGCUCUCAUUUACUACGAGUUGGAGAAGAAGCACUUGUUCAGCAUGAUCCAAGGCCAGAUCGGAUUGAAAAUCUACUACGUCGACGAGCCGAUUCCCCCUCCGCCGCAGGAAAAACCCGAAGAACCACCGGCGCCGCCGUCUCAACCGCCACCGGAAGGUGACAAACCAAAAGAAGAGGCGCCGGAGAAGGAAAACGCUGAACAAACUAAGGAACCAACAGAAGGAGAUGAAAAGCCAGCCGAAGCCGAACCUGAAGGUGAUAAACCCUUAGAAAGUGAGGAUCACGUGGAUGCGUCACCACCGGAAGCAUCUGUGGAGCCUGACGUGAAUUUAGAUGUGAAGGCGGCGUCUAUUUCGAGGUCAAAUUCGGAAGUAAGGUUCAGCGGAAUGAACGGUCCACAGCCGAUCAGAAGGUCUGCAUCAGCGGCAAGUUUUGCUUCAGAAGCUUCCACGGAAAGCAUGUUGAUGGAACGUUCCACGUUUGAUUUGGUGGAGAAAAUGCACUACCUAUUCAUCCACGUGGUGAAAGCGCGGUACUUACCCACCAAUGGAAGCCCGGUGGUGAAGAUCGCGGUAUCGGGGCAAAACGUGACGUCCAGGCCAGCUCGCAAGACCACGCUAUUCGAGUGGAACCAGACCUUUGCUUUCGGCCGCGACGCACCGGAUUCCUCCUCCAUCCUCGAGGUCUCCGUGUGGGACCCACUUUUGUCUGAUGCUGAUGGUAACGGACGUAGCUUGCUGGGUGGAGUGUGUUUUGACGUGAACGAGAUUCCCGUGAGGGACCCACCGGACAGUCCUCUUGCCCCGCAGUGGUAUAGAUUGGAAGGAGGUGGGGCCCUCCACGGGGACCUCAUGAUUGCCACGUGGAUGGGAACGCAGGCUGACGAAUCGUUUCCCGACGCGUGGAAAAGCGAUACCUUUGGUCAUGUUAACUCCAAAGCCAAAGUUUAUCAGUCGCCAAAGUUAUGGUACCUCCGAGCAACGGUUCUCGAAGCUCAAGACGUUCUUCCGUUAACAUCCAAGGAAGCGGGCCUUCAAGUGAAGGCGCAGCUUGGAUUUCAGGUGCUGAAAUCCAAAACGGCCGUUACUCGAAACGGCAGCGUUUCAUGGAACGAGGACUUUAUUUUUGUGGUGGCGGAGCCUGUAAGCGACCACCUCGUGCUCACUUUGGAAAACCGGCAACACAAAGCGCCGGUGACAAUGGGCGUUCUGAGGAUACCUUUAAUCUCCAUUGAGCGAAGGGUCGAUGACCGGAGCGUCGCGUCGCGGUGGUUCACCUUCGACAGCCCCAACGAGGAGAACAACAAGAAGAGUGGCAGCUACAAAGGCAGGGUGCACCUGCGCUUGUGCUUCGACGGCGGGUAUCAUGUGAUGGACGAGGCAGCUCACGUGUGCAGCGAUUACCGCCCCACGGCAAGGCAACUCUGGAAGCCUCCGGUUGGCACGGUGGAACUCGGCAUCAUUGGUUGCAAGAAUUUGGUACCAAUGAAGACUGUAAACGGUAAAAGCUCCACGGACGCGUACUGCGUAGCCAAGUACGGUAACAAAUGGGUACGUACGAGAACCGUUUCAGAAAAUUUAGAGCCCAAGUGGAAUGAGCAGUACACGUGGAAGGUGUACGAUCCUUCCACUGUUUUAACCAUUGGAGUAUUCGACACGUGGCAAGUGCUCGACGUUGAUAAAGAUAACGAUCUCAGCGAGCCUUCAAGACCUGAUUUCCGUAUAGGAAAAGUGCGAGUUCGUAUUUCUACGCUUCAAACAGACAAAGUGUAUAGAAAUACGUACCCGCUGCUGGUUCUAACUCAUGCGGGACUAAAAAAAAUGGGUGAAAUUGAGAUAGCCAUAAGAUUCAUCCGCACGACUCAACGGCUAGAUUUCCUCCACGUGUACUCGCAGCCGAUGCUGCCGUUGAUGCACCACAUUAAGCCAUUAGGGGUUGUCCAUCAGGAAGCGCUGAGGAGCACGGCGGUGAGAAUGGUGGCGGGACACCUGUCGAGGGCGGAGCCGCCGCUGAGGAAGGAGGUGGUGCUUUACAUGCUGGACGCUGAUUCCCACAACUUCAGCAUAAGGAAAGUGCGCGCCAAUUGGUACAGGAUCAUAAACGUGGUCGCGGGCGUCAUCGACAUCCUACGGUGGAUAGAGGAUACACGUGGAUGGAGGAAUCCAACGGCCACAGUUUUGGUUCACGCGCUUUUGGUUAUGCUGGUGUGGUUCCCCGAUCUAAUAAUUCCAACUUUCGCUUUCUACAUUUUCGCUGUGGGCGCGUGGAACUACAGGUUCAGGGCGCGUGACCCGCUACCGCAUUUGGACCCAAAGAUCUCGCUGGCGGAGGUGGUGGACAGGGAGGAGCUGGACGAGGAGUUUGACGCGGUACCGAGUGGGAGGCCGAACGAGGUGGUGCGUGCGAGGUACGAUAAGUUGCGCACGCUCGGGGCGCGCGUGCAGACGGUGCUGGGGGACUUCGCCACGCAGGGGGAGCGCGUGCAGGCGCUGGUCACGUGGCGGGACCCACGUGCGACGGGGAUAUUUGUCUUCCUCUGCUUGCUCGUGGCGUUGUUGCUAUAUCUGGUGCCGUCCAAGAUGGUGGCUAUGGCUUCAGGUUUUUACUAUCUCCGCCACCCGAUCUUCCGCGACCGCUUGCCCUCGCCGGCGUUGAACUUCUUCAGACGGUUGCCGUCAAUGUCGGAUCGGAUUAUGUAGACUUGUCAAAAUAAAGUAUGGUGUCGUAAAAGUUCGUUACACACAAGUAGAAAGGCAUACGUAGAUAUGAAAUAUGGAUUUUCGAUUUUCUUUUUUAAUUAUUGAACGAGUAUUCACAUUUUAUUUUAUGGAAUUGUGUGGUUUUUAGUCUGUGGAGCUCCGUUUUUGAAUUAGUAAAAUGUUAAAUAAAAUUUUAAAAUUAAAAUGAUCGUCAUUUUAAUUU